Eimeria acervulina is the source of this 295-nucleotide messenger RNA. RefSeq lists its product as hypothetical. The annotation marks the transcript as partial. The transcript has a single exon. The record is from RefSeq and is a predicted model, not a curated record. NCBI's taxonomy places the organism in Eukaryota, Apicomplexa, Conoidasida, Eucoccidiorida, Eimeriidae.
CUCGUUUGAAAAUAAUGUGGAUGGUAUUAUAUCAAUGCACUGCACAAAAAGAGAGAAACAGCAGCAGCAAAUGCAGCAGCAGCAGCAGCAGCAGCAGCAGAUGCAGCAGAUGCAACAGCAGCAGAUGAAGCAGCAAAUGCAGAAGCAGAUGCAGCAGCAGCAGGAUACAUCAGCAAAUGGUGCAGCAGAUGCAGCAGAUGCAACAACAGCAGAUGCAUCAGCAAGUGCAGUAGCAGACGCAGCAGCAGCAGCAGCAGCAGCAGCAGCGGCAAAUGCAGCAGCAGACGCCACAUGA